AUGCAUGCGCAGCAGCACAACCUAGCACAGCAUCAGCAGCAGCAAGUGCAUCAGGAGCAUCAGCAGCAGCAAGUGCAUCAGGAGCAUCAGCAGCAGCAAGUGCAUCAGGAGCAUCAGCAGCAGCAAGUGCAUCGGGAGCAUCAGCAGCAGCAAGUGCAUCAGGAGCAUCAGCAGCAGCAAGUGCAUCAGCAGCAGCAAGUGCAUCAGGAGCAUCAGCAGCAACAAGCGCAUCAGGAACAUCAGCAGCAACAAGUGCAUCAGGAGCAUCAGCAGCAGCACGUGCAUCAGCAGCAGCAAGUGCAUCAGCAAGUGCAUCAGGAGCAUCAGCAGCAACAAGUGCAUCAGGAGCAUCAGCAGCAGCAAGUGCAUCAGCAGCAGCAAGUGCAUCAGCAUCAGGAAGUGCACAUCAGUAAGAGCAGCAAACCUGUUGAUCGUAGAGAGAACCCUGACGACGUAGCUGCUGCCAGCAGUGCUAGCGACGAUAGCUUCUUUAGCAGACAGCAUCUCUAA
Eimeria acervulina is the source of this 510-nucleotide messenger RNA. RefSeq lists its product as hypothetical. The coding region runs from base 1 to 510 and encodes 169 amino acids. NCBI's taxonomy places the organism in Eukaryota, Apicomplexa, Conoidasida, Eucoccidiorida, Eimeriidae. The transcript has a single exon. The record is from RefSeq and is a predicted model, not a curated record.